GGAUCCGCUACCCCGGCACUAAAGCUAACAAGGCUGGACUCCAGGCUAGAGUCAACCACCUUGGAAGAAAAUAACAUGGCGGGGUUGCGUUUUCUCCUCCUGGCCCUCUCGGCGGUGGUGGUUGUUGUUGACGGGCAGAGAUUCGGGAAGUUCUCGGAAGGAAAGUGCCCGGACCUUCCCGUGAAGGCAAACUUUAGUCUGGAGAGUUACAUGGGACGUUGGUACGAGAUCGCACGCUUCCCGGUCGCGUUUGAACGGAGCUUGAAGUGUUCUGAAGCCUGGUACUACCUGCACAGACAUGGCGGCAUCAAGGUUUUUACCAAAGGCAUAGACAGCCAUGGCCGGGUGAGCAAGGCUGUGUACCGGGCCCACGUACCGGAUCCUGAAGUGCCUGCGAAGCUGUCCGUCGGAUUCUCCCGUUUCUGGCCGAAGGGCCCGUACUGGGUCCUGGACACGGACUACAGCGGCUAUGCGGUGGUCUGGUCAUGUAUCAACAUCGUCUGGGGCUUGUUUAAAGUCGAGAUGGCCUGGAUUCUGGGCAGGGAGCGGACACUAGAUGAGGACGUUAUGAAGGAUAUUGUGUACGAGGUGACAGAGAUGGGAAUCGACGCCGCCUUGUUCCGUAUGACAGACCAGACCGACUGUCCAGGACCCCCUACAACAACAGUCGUACCUCUCUCUAACAUCACCACACCACUGCCGUCUAACAGUACAACUAACGUUACAACACCACCUCCUACUAAUACAACCACCCCAGUGCCGUCUAACACGACAACUAAGACAACUAAAGCACCGCCUACCAAUACAACCACCCCAGUGCCGUCUAACACUACAACUAAAGCACCGCCUACUAAUACAACCACCCCAGUGCCGUCUAACACUACAACUAAAGCACCGCCUACUAAUACAACCACCCCAGUGCCGUCUAACACUACAACUAAAGCACCGCCUACUAAUACAACCACCCCACUUCCGUCUAACACUACAACCACUGUUACACCACUGCCUCCUACUAAUACAACCACUCCACUGCCAAUACAACCAACCACAGUGCCGUCUAAUACAACAACUAACGUCACAGAGAUACCCCCUUCCAAUGUUACCACUCCAUUUCCAGCCAACAUUACGACUAACAUUACCGAAAUGCCACCCGACUUCAACACCACUACUCCUCCUAACACCACUACUGCCAAGAACGCUCAUCCUUGCCGCCGUAAGAAGAACAAGAAGAGGAAGAACUGUUCUCCGUCGUCCAGGAAAAUUAAGAAUAAGUUUCGGAAGAACAAGCGUCCGUAUCAUGAGUGA
Messenger RNA from Branchiostoma belcheri (Belcher's lancelet), 1305 nucleotides. Its product is annotated as cell wall protein DAN4-like. The coding region runs from base 76 to 1305 and encodes 409 amino acids. NCBI's taxonomy places the organism in Eukaryota, Metazoa, Chordata, Leptocardii, Amphioxiformes, Branchiostomatidae. The record is from RefSeq and is a predicted model, not a curated record. Gene Ontology annotation, biological process: tissue regeneration; brain development; lipid transport. Gene Ontology annotation, molecular function: lipid binding. The transcript has 3 exons.